Molecule: messenger RNA, 2449 nt
Organism: Manihot esculenta (cassava)
Lineage: Eukaryota; Viridiplantae; Streptophyta; Magnoliopsida; Malpighiales; Euphorbiaceae
Exons: 5
Coding region: 954-2315 (453 amino acids)
Biological process (GO): lipid catabolic process
Source: RefSeq, a predicted model, not a curated record
UCUCUCUCUCUCUCUCUCUCUCUCUCCCCCCCCAACAACAGAGAACUGAGCAGGUUGUUGACACUGCAAUUGCAAGCACGUGCCCCAAUAUCUCCAUGUUUUCCAUGGAAAUUUGCCACUAAUUUUCUCAACUUUCCCGGUCAGAACUCUUUCCUCUAAAGCCUCUCCCUUUAUUUUGUUCUGUUGUCUCUUCUUUUCUUAUCUUCAGACUUCAGUGAUCAUCAAUUAGGGGAGUCCCAGAUCAGUUUUGCGUUUCAUUUUUACUGGGUUUCCAUUAUUUUCUUACAGCUUUCAAUUUCAAGCUCCAACUGUAUCUGGACUUUGUAUUGAUUCUUCAUCUCUUUUAUGCAUAAUUUUCUUCUUUUUUGUUAAAGUUGUCCUCUUUGUUCAUGUUGUUUUCUGAAAUUUGCAUUUUCUGCCCCUUUUCUUAUUAUUCUAUUUGGAAUCAAUUAUUGUUUUUCCUUUUCACAUUGUAAAGAAGUUUUGAUUGGAUGAUCCCUCUGUCUAGUGUUCUGUUCACAAUGUAAAGAAGCUUUGAUUGGAUGAUCUCUUGUCUAGUGUUAUGUUCACAAUACUUGCAUGCUGCUAAUCCAUUGACUUCUUGUGAUAUACCUCUUUAUGCCUUUCAGUUUGCGCCAUUUUUACCUGUUUGAGAUCUCAAUUUAUAGUUUAAAUAUGUUGUAGAACUCAUCUUCUAAUGCUCUAGUUUCCUCGCCAAUUUCAGUUCUUGCCUCGCACUUCAAAUUGUAUCCUGUGUACUGCUACUAUUGUUACUACUGUUAUGCAAAUUUCGAGUUUCCCAUUUAACCCUCACAUCACCAGUUGACACAAUUAUUAGAUCAUCCAUCUAUUGUGCAGCAUCCCAGAAUUCAUUUUACCUACGAUUCUUUGCAAUUCGUGCGCCAAAUCAUUGCCCACUGGUAUAUGUUGGAAUACUCAAACUGUAGGCAUCAAUGUCAAUUUUAUGUGGCUUACCUCUUCUCGAGUGUGUCUACUGUCUAGCAUGUGCCCGGUGGGCUUGGAAACGAUGUCUCCAUUCUGCUGGUCAUGACAGUGAAACUUGGGGCCUUGCAACUGCAGAAGAAUUUGAGCCAGUUCCUCGCCUAUGUCGCUAUAUUCUAGCCGUAUAUGAAGAUGAUCUUCGACACCCUAUGUGGGAACCCCCUGGAGGGUACGGAAUGAACCCAGAUUUGGUAAUUCUCAAAAGAACUUACGAGGAUACUCUUGGAAGGGCCCCUCCCUAUAUAUUGUAUCUAGAUCAUGAUCAUUCCGACAUAGUUCUUGCAAUUAGAGGCCUUAAUUUGGCAAAAGAGAGUGACUAUGCUGUGCUUUUGGACAAUAGCCUGGGGAAAAGGAAAAUUGAUGGUGGGUAUGUCCAUAAUGGGCUCCUCAAGGCUGCUGGGUGGGUUUUGGAUGCUGAGUGUGAGAUUUUGAAGGAGUUGGUGAAGAAGUAUCCAAAUUACACCUUGACUUUUGCAGGACAUUCCCUUGGGUCUGGCGUAGCUGCAAUGUUGACAUUGGUGGUAGUGCUAAACCAGGAUAAGUUGGGAAACAUUGAGAGAAGGAGGGUCAGAUGCUAUGCUAUUGCACCUGCAAGAUGUAUGUCACUCAAUUUGGCAGUCAGAUAUGCAGAUGUUAUUAAUUCUGUUGUGCUGCAGGAUGAUUUCUUACCUAGGACAGCCACACCCUUGGAAGACAUCUUCAAGUCACUUUUCUGUUUGCCAUGCCUACUAUGUCUAAGGUGCAUGAGGGAUACAUGUAUACCUGAGGAGCAUCUGCUCAAAGAUCCAAGGAGACUCUAUGCACCUGGUCGCCUCUAUCACAUUGUUGAGAGGAAACCUUUCAGAAUGGGAAGAUUCCCCCCUGUUGUGAGGACAGCAGUACCAGUGGAUGGAAGGUUUGAGCAUAUAGUUCUAUCCUGUAAUGCCACCUCUGACCAUGCAAUCAUUUGGAUAGAGAGAGAAGCCACAAGGGCUCUGGAUCUAAUGCUAGAGAAAGAUCAUAUCAUGGAGAUCCCUGUAAAACAAAGGAUGGAGCGCCAGGAGACUUUGGCCCGAGAACACAGUGAGGAGUACAAGGCUGCACUACAGAGAGCUGUGACACUGGCUGUGCCGCAUGCUUAUUCACCUUCUCAGUAUGGAACUUUUGAUGAGCAAGAGGAAGGACUCAAAGGAUAUGAAUCACAUAGAUUGAGUGGGGAAUCUUCUUUCGGUUCUUCUAGGAAAAACACGUCAAGAGAAAACUGGGAUGAAUUGAUUGAACGUCUUUUUGAGAAGGAUGAAUCUGGUCAUAUGGUGCUCAAGCAAUCACACUAGGGAUGAUUAAUAAUGAUGUAAUAGUGUAAGGAUAGCAUGAAAAAGAGUUGAGCAUUAGGUUGCGGCAACAGGAGUAAUUCAUUGAUUUAUUUGUACUAUAAUUCUUCUUCAAUUGAUUUGUGCAUUAGCUAAAA